Messenger RNA from Meloidogyne enterolobii, 1963 nucleotides. The record is from the annotation of a GenBank genome assembly. Lineage: Eukaryota; Metazoa; Nematoda; Chromadorea; Rhabditida; Meloidogynidae.
AUGUCAAAACUAAUUGUUUUAAAUUUCAUUUUGUUAAUUUAUUGUUUUAAUCUUGUUGAUUUGAAUGGAGAAGUGUCUAAAGAAGAAAAUGAAGAGUUCUUCGAUGCAAAGGAUGAAUUCGACAUUUCUUCCGAAAUAGAUGAAAUUGAUCAACAUGUAAAGAAUCAAAUUGCUUGGAUUUUAGAUAAUGCGAGUAAAUGUGAUGAACACGAGAAAUGUGUAACUAUGUUUUUGAAUGAUAUGGCGAUGUUUAAUGAUCAAGCCCGAUUUGGAGGAAUUUCUGCAUUUUGUGACGACAAUUCAAUACAAAGCGAGAAAGACAAAAUUGGGAAUCCAAUCAGAGGGCUUCUCAAUGGUGAAAUUAAAAAUAAAGACGCAAAAAUUCGUUUAAACCUUUAUAUUGAAUGUGUUGAUAAUUUCUUCAUUAAAGAAAAAGGACUUUUUCAAAUGAAAAAUGCGAAGACUUUGGAAUUAUCAGAGAUUAACAAAAAGCUUCUCCGAGCAUUUUUGCUCACAAAACCACUGUAUAUUGCAACUAUAAUGUACGAAUCAAUUCAAAAUAAAGACACAAAUGCUUUAUUAGAAAUUGUUUCCACUCAAAAAUUAUAUGAUUUAAAUGUGGCAAUGAAGAUAAUGAUAGCUCUUCAUCCUGAUUUAAAAAUGGUUAAAAUGGUCAAUGAUAGUGUAAAUUUUAAAGAAUUUUCAAAAGAUCAAAAUGUGUUCAAUGCUGAAACACUUGAACAUUUUUUAAAUUGGCGAUUUGACCCAAAUUGCAAUGAAAAGCCAAAAGAAAAUAAGAAUGGAUGGUUAAACAAUCCAUUGAAAAAGCUUCUGAAUUAUAUGAAAAAUGCUGAGAAAAAGUGCCUAGAAAAUCCGAGUAUUAGCCAUUAUAUGGAAAUACUGGAAAAUAAAGAUAAGCUAAGGAGUUUUUUACUUUUUCGUUUCAAUUGUUCUAUGAAACACUUUGAAACCCCUAAUCAAACUGAAAAAUCUUUACAUGUGGAUGACUUGAUCCGAGCGCUUAUGCUUUCAUAUAGCAUUGAAGGUGAAAGCAUUACUGAUCUAAUGAAAGUAAAUGAAAAGAAAGAGCUUGAAGACAAAAUAAAUAAUGGACACUUUAAUUUUGAAGGAUGGAAUGACAAAGUUUUCAAAUACGCAUGCAAACGCCUUUUGAAUCUUGACAAUGCUUCUCAAGUCAUGUCCUACAAACGCUUGAUUGAACAUUAUGGAGAAAACGUUAAAGCAUUUACGAAUGCUUUAAUAAAUGUUGAAAAUCUUGUUAACAUCCAAAUUGACAACAAAAAAGUCAAAAUUACAAAUAAUAAACUCUUUAAUGAAUUAAAUAAAGUACCAGGUUCUUCAAUCCUCAAAAAUCUUAUUGGAGAGAUAAAUGAUGGUAUUUUGGGACAGUUGAAUAAAUUAAAUACUGGAAUGAUAAAAAACCACAAUGAAAAGGAUUCGAUUUUAUUCAGCUCGAAUUAUCUGCGUGCCGCAUAUAUAGCAUUAGCUCUAGCGUUGAAUCAAGUUGUAGGAAAAGAUGAUAACGAAAACAAAAAUAAAGUAAUUUUGUUGGAAAUAUCCAACAAGCAAUUAGCAACGAUUAAGUCAAUUAAUUUUGAUUCGAUAAAAAAAUUGUUGAAAGAAAUGUUUAUUAAAUUGUUUGAACAAUAUAAAGUAAAUGAAUCAAACCAAGACAAUGAUUUUGCUAAUGAUUUGGUGAAUGAAAUGAUAAAUUUGAUUAAUGAUGUUGAAUUUAAAUGUGAGUGUUAUUUUGCAUAGACUAUUCGAGUUGUAAGAAACGUUGGUUUUUCUUUUUCGAACAUCCUAUGUCGGGGUUGCUUUCCUCGUUAGUACACUUGAAUUUGAUUAUUUAGGCUGUGAUUUAUAGGCAAGAAUAGUGAAAUUGGAGUUUAAAAUUAUAUAUGAAAUUUUAAUUAUGUCUAAGAUUUUAGUUUUUGGAAAG